AUGGGGUCCUUUUCUUACGGUCGAUUUGGUUCCCUCACGGACGAAACUGGUGAUGUUGACUGGCUCUAUGAACUGCAGCACCCGAUCACAAAAACCAGAAGCCUGAUCUCCACAGCCUUGCAGGCUAUGCAUGCACCCACAAUAACUUUUACAAUAGAGUUCAUUUGUCAAGACAUGUACUUUCCAGGAAUCAACCAUGCAUACGCAGAAUAUUUAGACGUAGAAUCAUACACAAUUGAGAGAAAAGAGUUCAAUAAGAUGGAUAUGAUGCCUUUUAUCACCAAUAAGAAAUCAGCAGAAGAUGCCCUCAGAACUAUGUUUUUGAACACCAGAACAUGGAAUAACAUGCUCAUCUUUGAGACAUGCAGUGAGAAGCGUGAAUCAAUGUUCACUGAGAUCUCGGAAACUAUCUUCUCUUUUCUUGAUAGAAGAUUGAACCGGAGAGUUUCAGAGAUUGUCUUCAAUUUGGAAGUGCAGAAGUUUAUACCGAUAAGAGUAGAUGACAUACCGGAAGAAUUUCAGUUUCUUGAGGAAUUGGAGGACUUUGAUCUUGAUGGGUUUGAUGAGCAGUACGAUGAAUAUAAUUGUCCGGCACCACAGGCACUUUUGGAGAGCAUGGUGACAGAGGUGUUUCAUGGUGAAGAAGAGGACAUGGACUGUGUUAUAUGUUUGGAAGAGCUUGUUUCUGGCACGGAGGUGAAGCGUUUGCCUUGCUCUCAUUGCUUCCAUGGACAAUGCAUUGAUGGUUGGUUUCAAGGGAUGGAUAAAUGCCCAAUUUGUAGAUUCACUUUGCCUGCAUGA
This is a messenger RNA of Dioscorea cayenensis subsp. rotundata (Guinea yam), 801 nucleotides long. RefSeq lists its product as uncharacterized. The coding region runs from base 1 to 801 and encodes 266 amino acids. The record is from RefSeq and is a predicted model, not a curated record. The transcript has a single exon. Lineage: Eukaryota; Viridiplantae; Streptophyta; Magnoliopsida; Dioscoreales; Dioscoreaceae.